Vicia villosa (hairy vetch) is the source of this 540-nucleotide messenger RNA. RefSeq lists its product as uncharacterized. The transcript has 3 exons. Bases 52 to 405 code for a protein of 117 amino acids. NCBI's taxonomy places the organism in Eukaryota, Viridiplantae, Streptophyta, Magnoliopsida, Fabales, Fabaceae. The record is from RefSeq and is a predicted model, not a curated record.
GUUUUAUUAUUGAGUGUAAGUGUAAGGCUGUUUUUCUCUCUGCUAGUAAAAAUGAAUAACCAAGUUGAAGAGAAGAAGAACAAUGUCGAGGCUGAGAAACCGAAACCGACUGCUGGUCCUUCCAACCUUGAAAGAACUAGUUCUAUUGACAAUGAACCAAAAACUUUACUUCAAGAAGAAUUAAACUUAGCAAGGGAACAAGCUUGGGGAGUUAUCAGCACUCACCCAAAAGAGGAGGCGCUGAAAAUAUUCUUGAAGGGGUUGAAGCCUGUCACAUGCUCUAAGCAGCCAUCAUCAGAGGAUGGUGUUGUAUAUGAUGACUCGGAUGAUGAUACUGUGUAUAAUUACUCAGAUGAGGAUUUUGUGUAUGAUGCCGAAGACGAAAAUGAAGAUGAUGAUGAAUAAAAUUUUUAUUGAAAUUAUUGAAAGUAAAAUUUGGAAGAGUACUUUUUAUUAAAAUAAAAUAAUUUACUUGUUUGUAUUAUCUCAUGUCUUUUGUGGAUUCAUAUUAAAAUUAAAUAUGUCUUAUGGAUUUGAUAA